Gekko japonicus is the source of this 1578-nucleotide messenger RNA. It is a transcript of the gene PTPN5, whose product is annotated as protein tyrosine phosphatase, non-receptor type 5. The record is from RefSeq and is a predicted model, not a curated record. The transcript is spliced from 12 exons. Lineage: Eukaryota; Metazoa; Chordata; Lepidosauria; Squamata; Gekkonidae. Gene Ontology annotation, molecular function: protein tyrosine phosphatase activity. Gene Ontology annotation, biological process: protein dephosphorylation. Bases 1 to 1578 code for a protein of 525 amino acids.
AUGGAACCAUUGGAUGAAGCUGACGGGCAGCAUGAACCACAGAACAGGACGAAACAAUCUCGGAAGGGCUUCGAGGAGACUCGGCGUAACUGGGUGGCCUGGUGGAAUGGACUGACUACAGGAGGAGUCAUUCACCUGUUUGCCCUCUCGCAGAUAUUGCUUUUCUCCUUUAUGUUUUGGAACGAUGGCUGUGAGACCCUCCCAGCAGUUCAGAAUGCUUUCGAUGUCUUAUCCAAGGUGCUUACUCCGUUUGGACAGCUGGUUGCAGAUUCUAGCAAGGAUCUGAUAAGAAUUGGAGGCAUCACAAUGUCAUAUGUCCUGCUGUCUUUGUUUUCCUUUGGCUUGCUGCUCAUGGGAACCUUGGUUUGGUAUCUUGUGAAGACUCCUCCAGACGACCCAUUCCCUCUCCCAGAAGACAGGAGACAGUCUGUAAGCCGCCAGCCUUCAUUUACCUACUCUGAAUGGACGGAGGACAAAAAUGAAGAUGACUUCCUUGAUCUGGACCCAGUGCCAGAGACACCAGUUUUUGACUGUGUCAUGGACAUGAAAGCAGAGACCGAUCCAGCAACACUGACAGUUAAAUGUGUGGGACUGCAAGAAAGGAGGGGUUCCAAUGUUUCACUCACACUGGACAUGUGUACUCCAGGCUGUUCUGAGCAAGGUUUUGGUUAUAUCAUGUCUCCAAGGGAAGAAUCGGCGCGAGAAUACCUCCAGACAGCAUCCAAUGUUCUCACUGCAGAGGAGCUGCACACAAAAGCGUUAGAUUCUUUUGCACUUCAAACAGAGUUUUUUGAAAUCCCGAUGAACUUCAUUGACCCAAAGGAAUAUGAUAUUCCAGGUUUGGUGCGAAAGAAUCGCUACAAAACUAUUCUCCCAAAUCCUCAUAGCAGAGUGUGCCUUACCUCAGACGAUCAAGAUGAUCCCCUGAGCUCUUACAUCAAUGCCAACUACAUCAGGGGCUAUGGAGGAGAAGAGAAAGUGUACAUUGCGACUCAGGGACCCAUCGUGAAUACUGUCAGUGACUUCUGGAGAAUGGUGUGGCAGGAGCGUUCUCCGAUUGUUGUCAUGAUCACCAAUAUAGAAGAGAUGAAUGAGAAAUGUACGGAAUACUGGCCAGAAGAUCAGGUUACCUAUGAAGGACUUGAAAUCACCAUUAACAGAGUGAUACAAGCUGAUGAUUACCGGUUAAGGCUUAUUACCCUAAAGAAAGGUGAAGAAAUAAGGAAUCUGAAACAUUACUGGUAUACAUCUUGGCCUGACCAGAAGACCCCUGACCAAGCACCUCCCCUGUUGCAACUGGUUCAGGAAGUAGAAGAAGCCGUGCAGUGUGCCGAAGAAAAAAAUGCUCCAAUCAUUGUUCACUGCAGUGCAGGGAUUGGGAGGACUGGCUGCUUUAUUGCCACCAGCAUUUGCUGCAAACAGUUGAAAAAUGAGGGUGUUGUUGACAUACUCCGAACAACUUCCCAGCUACGGCUAGACAGGGGAGGAAUGAUCCAGACUUCCGAACAGUAUCAGUUUGUGCAUCAUGUCAUGAGCUUGUACGAAAAGCAGUUUUCAAGAGCAACGGCUGAAGAAUGA